This is a messenger RNA of Komagataella phaffii GS115, 1140 nucleotides long. RefSeq lists its product as uncharacterized. NCBI's taxonomy places the organism in Eukaryota, Fungi, Ascomycota, Pichiomycetes, Pichiales, Pichiaceae. Gene Ontology annotation, cellular component: actin cortical patch. The coding region runs from base 1 to 1140 and encodes 379 amino acids. The record is from RefSeq and is a predicted model, not a curated record. The transcript has a single exon. Gene Ontology annotation, biological process: endocytosis; actin cortical patch localization; actin filament organization. Gene Ontology annotation, molecular function: ubiquitin binding; phosphatidylinositol binding.
AUGGGAGUUUUUUCUGAGCAUCCUUACACUUCAAUCACCACAACGCUGGAUCAAAUCACCGCUUUACCUAAGGAUCAAAGUGACGAUGUGAUAGAGUCAACCAUUGCUGAACUAAUCAAUUCAAUUCUUAUCUCCACCACAGGACAGUACGAAGCAGCCAGGAUAAUUCGCAAGAAACUCAAGUACGGCUCGUUAAACCAACACAUAAACGCUUUAAAGGUGCUUGAUCUUAUCGUAGGAAAUGGAGGUCCCAGCUUGAGCCAGUUUUAUCACGACCAGAAGCUUAUUGACAGGCUGCGUAUCGAUACUCGCAGCACCGAAAAGCAAGUUCAACGGUUGGCUAUUCGCCUGAUUGUUGGUUGGAAAGAACACUUCGAAGGUGAAAAGGCCUAUGCGCCCUUGGUACAAUUGUUUUACUCCUGUAAACUGUCCAAAUCGAAGAGAGCUGUGCCAGAUUUCAUGAACGAUCAGGUGGACCAAACUCCAUUUGAAGAAUACUAUGAAGAUGAAGAUGUCCAGUCAAUGAUCACUACCGAGUCACUCGCGGACGAGCACAUCAAAACCUAUCAGACCAACAAAGAGCUUGACAGAAAGUUUAAAAUCCCUAAGAUUAACUACAUUGCUGAGAAACCAAGAAUUCAAAAGUUGAUAGCAGAAGCAAUGUCCAGUGCCACAAUCUUGAAAAAUUCUUUAGAGACUUUGAAAGAUGGGGAACUUUCAGUAGACAACGACAAAUGUGUCAUUGAAUUUGGCAAAUGUAGACAGAUUAGAAGGAAGGUUCUAAGGUACUUACAACUGGUCGAUUUGGAGGACCUUGUUGGACCAUUAAUCCAUGCCAACGAAGAAUUAGUUGCAGCACUUUCAAAAUACGAAGAAAAGGCAACUGAUUCAGACUCUCUCGAUGAGUAUGAAGAUUAUGAUGAGGGCGAAGAUGUCGACGAGAGUAAUGAUGAUCUCAGUGAGCAAACAGAAAUCGAAGACUCUCUGUCCAAGCUAGACAUUUCUCAUAAGAAGGCCCCUCCUCCAAUUCCUUCCAAGAACUCCGCUCCAGAGCCCAAUAACCCAUUCAGCGAUCCAUUCAGUGACGGUCAUGGCGUCGGCGGCAUCGUUCACGACGCUCAUCUUCCGUGGAAGAAAUAA